CUGUCCUGAGCCUGGCCUGCCUGCUGCAUGGGGCUCAUCUGUACCUGUUGCUGCAGAUCAACACCAGCGCAGAGAGACACUGGCUACACAUCAGCUCGGAUGCGUCCCGCCUGGCUGUCAUCUGGAAAUAUGGCGGCAUCUACUUGGACACCGACGUCAUCUCCAUCAGGCCAAUCCCGGAGGAGAACUUUUUGGCUGCACAGGGCUCUCGUGACUCUAGUAAUGGGGUAUUUGGGUUUCUCCCUCACCACCCUUUCCUAUGGGGAUGCAUGGAAAACUUUGUGGAACACUAUAAUUCAGACAUUUGGGGCAACCAGGGCCCCAAUUUGAUGACAAGGAUGUUGAGGGUAUGGUGCAAACUCGGAGACUUCCAGGAGGUGAGUGAUCUCAGGUGUCUGAACAUAUCCUUCCUACACCCCCAGAGAUUUUACCCCAUUUCCUACGCAAAGUGGAGGCGCUACUAUGCCAUCUGGGAUACAGAGCCAAGUUUCAAUGACUCUUAUGCCUUGCAUUUGUGGAACUACAUGAACCAGGAAAGGAAGACCGUGGUUAGAGGAAGCAACACAUUGGUGGAAAAUCUCUACCGCAAGCAUUGUCCCAGGACUUACAGGAACCUGAUUCGAGGUCCACAAGAGCCGGUGACUCGAGACCUGGAUCCAGGCAAUAAAUAGAUUUGACACUGGGUUGCUGCUG
Molecule: messenger RNA, 693 nt
Organism: Chrysochloris asiatica (Cape golden mole)
Lineage: Eukaryota; Metazoa; Chordata; Mammalia; Afrosoricida; Chrysochloridae
Product: alpha-1,4-N-acetylglucosaminyltransferase-like
Exons: 1
Biological process (GO): protein O-linked glycosylation
Molecular function (GO): acetylglucosaminyltransferase activity
Source: RefSeq, a predicted model, not a curated record